This is a messenger RNA of Malaya genurostris, 3250 nucleotides long. RefSeq names its product protein phosphatase 1L. The transcript is spliced from 4 exons. Gene Ontology annotation, molecular function: cation binding; protein serine/threonine phosphatase activity. NCBI's taxonomy places the organism in Eukaryota, Metazoa, Arthropoda, Insecta, Diptera, Culicidae. The record is from RefSeq and is a predicted model, not a curated record. The coding region runs from base 767 to 2332 and encodes 521 amino acids. Gene Ontology annotation, biological process: protein dephosphorylation.
CAUGAAUGACAUAUAUUUGUGAUCGGAUUGCGAUGUAGUAAUAAUUUUUGAUCCAGGAACGAGAUAGUAGUUUUUUCCGUACUUUGUAGUCAGUGCCUCAGUUAUAUUAGUUUAGCAAAUAGUGGAAAGUGGCCUUUAAGAUAAUAGUGAACCACGGUCCUUGGUGUCGACUAAUAGUUUCCGCGUUAUUUUACUUUCAAAGAACUGAACUGUUGGGAGUAAACUUUGUAUUUACACAGCAACUUCAACAAAUACAUCACACAGGGUGGAACAGUUUUGCGUUUUAAACCCAAAGAAGCGUAUUUGACCGUGUUUCUAUGCCCUCAUCGUACACCCGUCUUUUGGAUCCGCAAAAGGCAGUGCAAAUGAAAGCAGUCGUGUUGCCUCGUUAAUCCGUAGCGACGACUUCUAUUUUCGAAAAACGGAAAAAAUUGCCCACAUACCUACUGAUUGCGAGCUCACACACAUCCCAAGCUUCGUCUUAUUGGUCUAUGCUCCCAUUGCGUUGUUCAGUGUAUUUUAGUUUUCUUUCAACCACGGGGGAAAAACACUUGAGCUGCAAGUAUUUUCCCUACAAUUUCUUUUCGAAGCUACCGCAACCAGCCACUUGGUCUGCUAGCCUCGAUCGAAGAGUCUCCCGGCGCGUAAAAUUUGCUGAUCUGAUUGUGCACGGUAAACAAAGACGUUUCCUUGUUUUCCCAGCUUAAUCGCUCGGGUCGCGGAAGAGCAAGAGCCAGUCGUCAGUGGAUGUGGUGCCUGAGUGGGAAUGGAAGACGAGCUAGAAGAUAAGAUUCUCUAUCAGACGUUCUUCAAAUCGCACAUGAAGCUCCUUUCGAAGUUCGCAGUCGGCGUAUCGCCGCUCAACAGUUCGGUCGGCUACGUCUGGAAGGUGAUGCGGGUGUAUCUGCUCAAGCCGGAGGUGCUGAUAGCCGGUCUGUUGAUUUUCGUGUUUGUAUUCUACCUUCAAGCGAGCGAAGUAUGGAGCCGGGGCUUCAUCGGGAAAAUCAGCAGCAGCUUCGGACUGAUCAAGGGUUCCCGGGCCAACAAGCUUGCCCUGUUGACAUCAGCGGCCGAGAAGCACAGCUGGGAGGAGAAACGGGGCUCCAGUGCUGUGUAUGCGGUGCAAGGACGACGGCCACGCAUGGAAGAUAGGUUUGUAAUAGACGAAAACUUCAAUGAAACUGGCAUAUCAUUAUACGCGAUAUUCGACGGACAUGGCGGAGAGUACGCGGCCGAUUUCGCCAAAGCAGUCCUAGUGAAGAACUUGAAUUCUAAAUUGACGCAGUCGUGUAGUAUCGCCUCGGGAAAAACACCGGCACCGGCUGCGUCGGACCCGGUAGCAGAUAGUAAACACAACGAUUGCGAUGAGGACAAGGAGAUCGAAGUGAAUGAGCGUCAUAAGCUAAAUUCGAGCUCUGCAGCAACCGGUAGCAGUGCGGGCGGAGGUUCACUAACACAACGAAGACAGAGCUUUCGUAAGUCCAAGACGGAAGACAUCAUCGACAAAACCAGUAGUAACGGUAAUGGUAACGGAAACAGCAAUAACAACAAUCCAAAUAGUGCGAACCAAAAACUCGAGACGGAUUUGCUCAGCAAGUAUAUGGGGAAUGCGUCUCCGAUGAGGCAGAUUACGAAGGAAAGUCUACUCAACGGGACGACUGGCCAAACAUCUAGCCCUAAGCCUAAAACGUAUGAGGCCAAGUGCUACGUACAGAAUGGCAGUAUUAACUACGGCAAGAUUAUCACUGAUGAGGUGCUGGCUGCCGACUAUGAUCUUGUGGAAAUGGCGAAAAAAGUCUCAAACUUCGCCGGAACGACAGCACUGAUUGCGGUGAUGCAUAACACAAAGCUGAUCGUAGCGAACGUCGGAGACUCCCGAGGCGUCAUGUGUGAUCUCAAAGGAAACGCCAUUCCGCUGUCGUUCGACCACAAGCCCCAGCAGGUUCGAGAACAGAAGCGAAUCGCCGACGCGGGAGGUUUUAUCUCAUUCAAGGGUGUCUGGAGGGUAGCGGGAAUACUGGCCACGUCUAGGGCACUCGGCGAUUACCCUCUGAAGGAGAAGAAUCUUGUAAUAGCUGAACCAGAUAUACUAUCAUUCGAUUUGGUAUAUCAUCGGCCGAUGUUUCUGAUUUUGGCCACCGAUGGACUGUGGGACACAUUCACCAACGAAGAAGCAGUUGCAUUCAUCCGAGAACGAAUCGAUGAGCCUCACUUCGGCGCAAAAAGCAUCACACUUCAGGCAUAUAAUCGGGGCUCGGUCGAUAACAUCACUGUGUUGGUGAUUGUUUUCAAGAACGGUCGAUAUGAAGUCGGUUCCUCCAACGGGAACUGAGCAUCGCACCGUUUUAACAGAAUCUUCAGAAUAAUCGAAUACCGAUUGAAAAGAGUGACACUUUUAUUUUAGUAAGCGAGCACUAAACAGAUUUCAGUUUUUUUGAAAACAACAUUUAGCAGAGAAUGUGUAUAUCUAACAUUAGAAUCGGAAUGUUUAUGACUUGACAAUGUGUGCUGUGUUUCGAGGAUUUAUACGAUCUCUCGCGUUGCUCUUCCUGAACAGGAGAACUAUCAAAAAUGCUGUACUGAAGAGCAACGGAAUAGGUGCAUCAUGGUUUGCCCCAAAAGUUGAUUUUAUUGUGUUUCUGUUUUAUCGAUAGAUAGUUUAUAGAAUAAUCCCGGUUAGUUCGUUAGAAAAUCACAUUUUAUUUUCAACUAGACUGCUUAAAAUCAUAAUUCAUUUAUAUCGUGUACGCGAAAAAUAGUACUUGUGAUUAUCCAUUAUUUAUUUUCUGGUUUCUCUCGAAACUGUUCGAUUUCGUGAAAAAUUGACCGUGCCCAGACGAAUAACUUUGAAUUUAUGUAUGUUAUAUCAUUGUGCCUAAGCAAAACAAGCCUGAAAAGAGGAAAUAAUAUGCGGAAUGACAGGUGCCAAAAUUCGCACGAGUGCUCAACCAGUUUAAACUAACAAAAAAGAGAAUCCAGUUUUUCGAAUAAGAAACAUGUUAUGCUACUUGAUUUACACUUAGCAUACUCUAAUUAUAUUGCAAACAAUAUGAUCAAGAGUGUGAAACACACGCCGUUAUAAAAAGAGCAAUUUCCCGUGUGGUUUAUCAAAUACCAAAAAUUAUAUCUUCACUGGAAAAAUAAUGCUGCACGAUCACAAACGAUAAGUUCCAAUAAAUUUUCAAUUGUAUUAUAGAUAAAUUUUGUAAAGGAAAUUGUGAUGAAUAAAAUAUUCUGAGUCUAAACUAAA